CACUUUACAGCUCUACUCUCUCACUGAUCUCUCUCUACACAGAGCUGCCGUCGUGAGUCUUGGCUGUCCUCGUCGUCGUCGUCGUCGUGGGUUUGUCCGUCUCGUGGUCGUGGGUGCUUGUUGUGGUUCUGGUCUGUUGGGUUCGUGUGAGCACUGCGAGAAGCAAAAAUGGAGGGAUCUCACGAUCAUCCGUACGUGCCCAGAGAUUUGAAACUCGAAGGUUAUGUGCCAUUGGUUCUUCCUAUGUCUACCAUUGUUGGAAUCUAUGUCGUGGCUUCACUUGUCGUCGUUUCCAUAGUCUGGAUCUUCUCUGGGAAAGCACAAAAGAUAACAAGGAUAGAAAGGUGGCUAAUGUGUUGGUGGGCAUUCACUGGCCUUACCCAUAUGAUACUUGAGGGUUAUUUUGCCUUCUCUCCAGAAUUUUACAAGGAUAAGACUGCAUGUUACUUGGCUGAAGUUUGGAAAGAAUACAGCAAAGGGGAUUCAAGAUAUGUAGCCAGGGCUUCUGAUAUUGUUGCUGUUGAAGGAUUAACUGCAGUGCUUGAAGGUCCAGCUUGCCUUCUUGCCAUAUAUGCAAUAGCUACAAGAAAGUCGUAUAGUUACAUUCUUCAGUUUGCCAUUUCUUUGGGGCAACUCUAUGGAACUUUCGUAUACUUCAUAACUGCAUUUUUGGAUGGUGACAACUUUGCCACAAGUCCAUUUCACUACUAUGCAUACUAUGUUGGUGCCAACUUCUCAUGGUUGGUGAUACCGACUCUCAUUUGCAUCCGGUGUUGGAAGAAGAUCUGUGCAGCAGUGGAGGUGGCUCAACCUCAAGCCCAGAAAAAGACCAAGACUCGCUGAGAGCUUAAAUGAAGAUGGUAACUUUAGCCCUUUUCACAACUUUAUGUAAUAAAUUAUGAUCAAUUUCUGGGACUUUUUUUUGGAUGAUUUAGUGAAUAAUAAUAUUCAAUGAAGUCAGCACAAGGUGGUUACUGCAUUUUUAUGCCUUGUAGAAUUUUGAUAGUCAUUUUUCACAGGAUAGUCCUUUUUACCACUUUAAUGUGAUAAAUUUAUGAGACUUUUUGGAUUAUUUAGUUACAAUAAUGAUAUGCAAUGAAGUCAACACCA
Molecule: messenger RNA, 1110 nt
Organism: Humulus lupulus (European hop)
Lineage: Eukaryota; Viridiplantae; Streptophyta; Magnoliopsida; Rosales; Cannabaceae
Product: probable 3-beta-hydroxysteroid-Delta(8),Delta(7)-isomerase
Exons: 5
Coding region: 169-843 (224 amino acids)
Biological process (GO): sterol biosynthetic process
Cellular component (GO): membrane; endoplasmic reticulum
Molecular function (GO): cholestenol delta-isomerase activity; C-8 sterol isomerase activity; steroid Delta-isomerase activity
Source: RefSeq, a predicted model, not a curated record